This is a messenger RNA of Oncorhynchus gorbuscha (pink salmon), 3389 nucleotides long. RefSeq names its product SLIT and NTRK-like protein 5. Gene Ontology annotation, biological process: positive regulation of synapse assembly; axonogenesis; regulation of presynapse assembly. Gene Ontology annotation, cellular component: membrane. Bases 262 to 2838 code for a protein of 858 amino acids. Gene Ontology annotation, molecular function: protein binding. The transcript is spliced from 2 exons. The record is from RefSeq and is a predicted model, not a curated record. Lineage: Eukaryota; Metazoa; Chordata; Actinopteri; Salmoniformes; Salmonidae.
UAGCUUUGUCCACCCCGGCACAACGCGCAGUGAAAAGAGAAAGGCAUUUGGCAGUUAUGGUUGAUCAGCAUUUCUUCUUUUUAUCCUCUUCGGUGCAUUAGUGAGGCAAAUGUGUUCAUAAUAAACAGGCGUCGUAGAACAUUAGUAAGUCGUACAAUGGAGCAUACGUUGUCAUACCUAACAAGGAACGUUCAUAUUUACCCGUGAGUGAGAUUACUUCGGCAGCACAACAGUGUGAGUUUAGCCGUCAACACGGGGAUAAUGCAUCACUGGACUGUAUUCCUGUUGUUGGCGACUGCAUCAGUGGGCAUCGUUGAGAUGUUUGACAAUUAUGGAGAGAUAUGUCGAAGAUUGUGUGCCUGUGAGGAGAAAGAGGGGAUACUGACUGUGGGCUGUGAAAGUAGAGGAAUAGUCGAUCUCUCUGAAGUUAGCCCUGUGUACUUCACAACCUAUAAUUUACUGCUCACGGGGAACCUUUUGAAGAGGCUCUCCACCAAUGACUUUGUUGAAUACAAUGGGCUUACAAUAUUGCAUCUGGGCAACAAUGACAUAUCUACAGUUGAACCAGGAGCUUUUAAUGGACUUCAAGGAUUAAAAAGAUUACAUCUCAACAAUAACCAAAUGGAUGCCUUGACGGAAGAUCUUUUCAUCGGCCUUGAAAGUCUGGAAUAUCUUCAGCUAGACUACAAUUCCAUCGCCCAUGUCGAGCCAAAAGCCUUCAGCAAACUGCAUCGUCUGGAGGUCCUAAUUUUAAAUGACAACAUCAUUUCUACUCUUCCCACUGACAUUUUCCAACAUGUCCCUUUGACUCACCUUGACCUGAGGGGGAAUCAACUGAAACUAUUCCCUUAUUUGGGUCUUUUGGAACACAUGGACAGCAUUAUAGAAUUACAACUAGAGGAGAACCCAUGGAACUGCUCUUGUGAGCUGAUUGCACUGAAGGCCUGGCUCGAGAGCAUAUCCUACACCGCUUUAGUGGGUGAUGUGGUCUGUGAGUUUCCAUUCCGGCUUCAUGGGAGAGAUCUUGAUGAAGUCUCUAAACAGGAACUGUGCCCCAGGAGAGCUAUUGCAGAGUAUGAGAUGCGUCCCCGGGCACAUCAGACCACUGAUGCAUACUUCAGGACCACACGAGCCUCAGUUACAUCCUCAUUCACAUCCCGGUCAAGGCCCACCAAGGGACCUCGCCAGUCAGGCAAGUUAAAGUCAAAACCCACAUCUCGCAUCCCCUCCAAUAAACCGCAAAACUAUGGUCAAAUAGUUUCAUAUCAAACCAAAUCCCCAAUGCCGUUGGACUGUCCUACUGCCUGUACUUGCAAUCUCCAAAUUUCAGACCUUGGUCUGAAUGUCAACUGCCAAGAGAGAAAGAUUGAGCGAAUCUCUGACUUAAAUCCCAAACCCUACAAUCCCAAAAAGAUGUAUCUCACAGGGAAUUUUAUCCCUGUGGUGCGGAGAUCAGAUUUCAUUGAAUUGAUUGGAUUAGAUUUGCUUCACCUUGGCAACAAUCGGAUCGCUCACAUCCAUGACCGAGCCUUUGGGGAUUUAACACACUUACGCAGGCUGUACUUGAAUGGGAAUUUGAUAGACCGUCUCACAGUCGAUAUGUUCUUUGGAUUAGAGAGUCUGCAGUUCCUAUAUUUAGAAUACAAUGUCAUUAGAGAAAUUGUUUCAGACACCUUUCAGCAUGUCUCCAACCUUCAGCUGCUCUUCCUAAACAAUAACCUCCUGAAGACCUUACCCCGGGGAAUCUUUAAUGGGUUGACAUUGGCCAGACUAAAUCUUCGUAAUAAUCACCUCCGCAGCCUGCCUGUCAGUGGCGUGUUGGGUCAACUGACGUCACUGGUGCAGGUAGACUUGUUCGAGAACCCCUGGGAUUGCGGCUGCUCCGUCAUGAAGAUGAAGAUGUGGCUGGAACAGCUCAGCAGUGGCACGGUUGUGGACAAUGUCAUCUGUGGCUCCCCUAAGAAGCUGUUCGGGGAGGAUAUGCGAUACAUUAAGACAAUUAAUUUCUGCCUAAAUAACUCUGAUAUCCUUGCGUCCAUGAUCCCACCUUCGGAAGAAUCUGUUCCCGGGAGCACCAUCACCAUAGAAACAUCAUUAGAUUACGACACACAGAUCAACGGUGUUCCCCUGUCUGUUACGAUCCUUGCCCUGCUCCUGAUGUUCAUCGUUUCGGUGUUUGUCGCCGCGGGACUGUUUGCAGCUGUGAAGAAGAGACGUCAAAAGACACUAAAUGAGCAGAAUAACUCCAUGAACGCGUGCAUUAGUUCGCUGAACAUGGAGUACGGUCUUUACAAAAAGGGAUCCAUUCCAAAAGUCAGAACGUCUGCAGGGCAUGUGUACGAGUACAUCCCCUCUCCCACUGAACAAACGUGCAAAAACACCGUCUGUAGCCCCACAGUGUAUCGGCCAAUGGAGAACAAAUCAGUAGAUGGGUACAGAGACUUUGAUCAGUUGAAUGUGACGUUUCUGAAUAAUCACUCGGAAGAAGAGGCGGGUAGUAACGCAAUAAGUGCUGAAUACGGUGUUAGUACUCCACUCAACAAACACUCCCCUUUACAAGACGAUGUCCUAGACCCAGACGAGCCGUCACCCUACAGCAGUACUUUACCAUGCAGGCAUACUGCCCAUUCAUCAAAUCAGUAUAACUCAGACUUUAAUGUCAGACAUCAAUACACGCACCCAGAAAGAAUACAGCAGACAAUAUUGUAUUGCACAGCACCGAGUGCUGUUUAUGUUGAACCUAACAUAAGUGAGUACUGGGAACUGAAAGCCAAACUUCAUAGUGAUCCCGACUACCUUGAAGUUCUUGAGAAACGUACCACGUUCACCCAGUUUUGAAUGACUUGAUUUUCUUCCUUGACUGGUUGAGUAGUUGCAUUGGGGUAAGCUGUGCUCAUGUUGGGAAAAUGUGUGGAUCUAUCUUUUGAAACUAUACAGACAUGCAGAGGCUUCCCUUAACAACGUAAAGCAAUGGGUAUUCCGUUAGCUUUGUUUAUUCUUGAUCAAUUUACAGUCUCGCUUUGAGAAACUUUGAUUUUUUUUUAAAGUUAUCCAAUCUCUGUGCCAACAACUAUGUAAAUAUGCAGUUUUACGUAUGCUUGUUGCAAUUUUAAAAACGAGAGGCUCUACUGGCUUCUGUAUGCAUCAUCAUCAUCAUCAGCUAUAUGGCUAAACAAUGUUUUUAAAAGAUAAAUGUAUAAUCUAUACUUCAUAAGAGAUAUUUGGGGUGGUACAGUUUAUCAUUUUCAAUAAUUGUCUAUUUUUAUACAAGAAUUUGAGGAUGUAAUUCUUCUGUUUUUGUUUUAAUGACUUUGCACUGAUUGACAGGAACAGGUCAACAACGAAUAUGAUGUCACUUUCUGAUAUAUAUAUAUAUAUAUAUAUAUAUA